AUGGCCUCCCCGCCGCCCCCCGGUCCCCUCUGCCCGCCGGGCCCCCCCGGCAGCGGCUGCAUCUCGCUGUGGACCGUGGUGGCCGCCGUGCAGGCGGUGGAGAAGAGCGUGGAGGCCCACGCCGCCCGGCUGCUGGGGCUGGAGCGCAGGACGGUGACCACCGAGAAGAAGUACGUGGACUGCGAGAGGACGGUGGUGGAUUUCGGCAACCAGCUGGAGAGCAAGCUGGCCGUGCUGGGCACCCUCGUCCAGGAGUACGGGCACCUCCAGCAGCGCCUGGAGAGCGUGGAGAACCUGCUGAGGAACAGGAACCUCUGGGUGCUGCGCCUGCCCCCCGGCCCCCGGGGAGAGGCCCCAGAAGGGUUUGACAGCAACGCCGCUGGCUUCUCCGAGCAAGAGUGGGAGAACCUGGAGGAAUGGCAGAGGGAGCUGUACAAAAACAUGCUGAGAGGGAACAGCGAAUCUCUGAUCUCUCUGGAUUACGCAGUCUCCAAACCCGACCUCCUGUCCCGGCUUCAGAGAGAGGUGCCCUGCGAUGAGGUGGCUUUGGGAGAGAGGGAGAUUCCUGUGGAGCCAAGCGCAGCAGAGUACGGCAUUCCAGAGCCGAGCUUCGCAGGCGCUCUGAAGCAAGAGGACGAGCCGUGCACGGAGGAGCAGGGAGCCACGGAGGACAUGGAGUUCACUGAGCUCAGCGUGGAGGACAGCAUAAUCCAUGUUAAGCAAGAGGAAGAGUUGUGUGCAGCGGAUCAGGAAGAGGUGGAGGCUACGGGAGCUCUGGAAGAGCCCUGCCCAGGUCAGACCAAGAGAGGCACAGAGGCGUAUGCCAGAGAGCUGCAGGGCACAGAGGGUGAAGACAUCCCAGGAGACCCUGACACGGAAUUUCAGACUUGUGCAACUGAUGUUUUGUCAUGGAUUAAACAAGAGGAGGAGCCACGCUGCCCUGAACGGCAAGACUCAAAGAAAGAAGAAAUCCGUACAGACCCAAGAACAGUGCAUGAUGAGAACAUGAAGAAGGAUUCUCUGGCAGAUAGCUUUGGAAGCACGGUUUGUGACUCUGGUAUACUGGGGAGACCCGGAGAGAAGUUUUCCAAGGAUCCUACCCCUGGAGUGACGUGGGACAGUCAGUGGAAUUCAGAAAUGAUGGAAACAAACACCACCAGGAACGGCUUUGGGGAUGACACUCGGUACAACCAAGCAUUUGGUGAACACUUAGAUUUCUUUAGCGCUCAGGAAAACAAUGUUGGAAAGAGACCGUGUGCGUACAGCAAAUGCGAGAGAGACUCCAGCCAGCAGGAACAUCUUCCAGCUCCCCAGGGAGACCGAGAAGAGAUGUUUCCAGGCCCCGUGUGCGAGAAGAGGCUCAGCGAGAGGAUGUUCCAGCAGCAGCCAGGUGCUCCGGGGGAGAAACGCGGGGGGCAGAGGGCUGCUCCUGCCUCCCGCGAGGGGCUGCCCUCGGGGCCGCCGCUGACGGCCCGCGUGGAGCACGGACAGAAGGCUGCAGGCGGAACCAGGCUCCGCGAGCACAGCGGCCUUUGUGCAGAGGACCGUCCGUCUGUGGGACACGGGGAGAAGCUCCCCGCCGAAAAACCCCUUACCCAGCCCCUGCGGGGAUGACCCGCGGGACGUGUCGGAGGCACCCAAGGGCGGCUUGGUGAGCCAGCAGCAGAGCCAGGGCAGGGGGAAGUCCUACAUCUGCAACGACUGUGGGAAAAGCUUUGUUUGCCAUUCCUGGCUCGUUCGACACCAGAUGACUCACACA
This is a messenger RNA of Cygnus atratus (black swan), 1759 nucleotides long. Its product is annotated as zinc finger protein 282-like. The record is from RefSeq and is a predicted model, not a curated record. The transcript is spliced from 8 exons. Lineage: Eukaryota; Metazoa; Chordata; Aves; Anseriformes; Anatidae. Gene Ontology annotation, biological process: regulation of DNA-templated transcription. The coding region runs from base 1 to 1614 and encodes 537 amino acids.